CCGUGCAGACACUAAGGAAGCUGCUGUGAACUGGUUUAAAACAACACAAACUGAAAAUGUUCUAGUCCCACAACAAAACAAAUUUGCUGACUGGUUCCAUGGGAUUAUAUCACGCACUGAGGCUGAGAGAUUGUUGAAAAACAAAAUUGUCGGUUGCUUUUUGAUUCGUGUCAGUGAGAGCCGCUAUGGAUACACACUUUCUUUCAGAGCUGAAACGAGAUGUCGUCAUUACAUGAUAGACCAGCUGAGAAAUGGAAAAUUUAUCAUAAUCGGUGAACCUAAAGUUCAUCGCUCGUUGCAUGACUUGGUUGCUUACCAUAAGAAGGUCAAAAUUUCAAACUGGGACAACUUUCUUACAGUACCAUGUGGCCAGGAUCAUGGUGAAUGUGAUUAUGCUGAUCUUGUGGAUGAUGAUUCCUUUGUGAAGAGUGAUAAGAAAUCGAUGACACCACAGACAUCAAAUCAGCCCAAGGGCAUAUCACCAAAUGCCUCUAAGAGACCACUUCCCAAGCUGCCUGAAGAAGAUUACAACAAACUAAUAGCAGAGAAAAGGGCAUACCUUGUAAAAUGGUACAUUAAAAAAAAACAUAGUUACCCCUCUCCCAGUGAGUGCCAGGAUCACACCUUUUCUGGGGGGUUAUAA
Messenger RNA from Candidula unifasciata, 643 nucleotides. The record is from the annotation of a GenBank genome assembly. NCBI's taxonomy places the organism in Eukaryota, Metazoa, Mollusca, Gastropoda, Stylommatophora, Geomitridae.